Messenger RNA from Hyaena hyaena (striped hyena), 1647 nucleotides. RefSeq names its product proline rich 35 (gene PRR35). NCBI's taxonomy places the organism in Eukaryota, Metazoa, Chordata, Mammalia, Carnivora, Hyaenidae. The record is from RefSeq and is a predicted model, not a curated record. The transcript is spliced from 2 exons. Bases 1 to 1647 code for a protein of 548 amino acids.
AUGUCCCGCGAGGCGGGCUCCUGCCGCCCCGGCCCAGGGGCGCGGGUGAGGGCUCGCAAGCCCAAGAAGCCGCACUACAUCCCGCGGCCGUGGGGCAAGCCCUACAACUAUAAGUGCUUCCAGUGCCCCUUCACCUGCCUGGAGAAGUCGCACCUCUACAACCACAUGAAGUACAGCCUCUGCAAGGACUCGCUCUCACUGCUGCUCGACUCCCCGCACGGGGCUUGCCGCCGCACCCCCGCCGCGCCCCGGCCCCGCGUGCCCAGCCCCGACCGCCCCUCGGGGCCCCCCGCCGCCGCCGCCGCAUCCGACCGGACCCCCGAAGUCCUCUCCCUGCACCCUCACGCCGGGGGCCCUAAGCUGGGGGCAGAGAGGUCCCCUGCAGCCCGGGGUGCUCAGAAGGGUGUGGCCCUGGGCGGGCUCCCGGCCGAGUCCUGGAAGCCCGGGCCGAGCCGGGGCCCUGGGGGCCUGGCUGUGCUGGACGCAGCCGCACCGGGCCCUGAGACCAGGGUCCCCUGCCACCCCCCGCCGACCCCCAGUGAGCUCCCUGAGGCCCAGAGCCUCCAUCUGUCCCUGCUGGGUGUCAACUGCCCUCUCGCCCCGGGUCUCUUCUCCUGCCUGGGGCCCUCCUUGGCCGCUGCGGCCCACAUGCCCUUUCUGGCCCCGGCCAGCCCCCUGCUGACACCGGCUUCCACUGUCCCUCCCCCACAAGCCGACCGCCCUGCCCUGGUGCCCCGCCUGUACUACCCCCUGCUCCUGGAGCAUGCCCUGGGGCUGCCAGCAGGCAAGGCUGCCCCUGCCAAGCCCCCAGCACCCCCAAAGGGGCCCCCUGGGACUCUGGCCCCUGGGCUGGGCAGGCCCUGGCCCCGCGGCGGAGCCCCUACGGACUCAGGGCCGGGGGGGGAGCUGGAGCUGGCUGCCCAGACUGACCCCAAGAGGAGGCUGCCCCUGGGAAGCGGCCUGGACCCCCUGAAGGGCCCCUGUGGCGCGGUGAAGUUUGGCUCCCAGAGCAGCUUGCGUGCUGGCUCCUCCACGAUGCUCUGGCCUGAGGACAAGGACCCAAGCAACCCCGAGCCCCCAGGCCCUGGGGCCCUCCUGCCCCAGCAGCCCCUGGGUCUAGUGCCAGGUGGCCCAGGGCACAUGGGUGACGACCUGACUCGGGCCCUGGGUGACUAUGCCAGAGUGGAGCAGCGCCUGGGGCAGCUGGCGCCUGCUGGGGGCCUGGCCCCUCGGCCUCUGCGGGAGCAGCUGGGCAAGAUCCGCCAGGAGCUGCUCAUCAUCCACCAGGCACUGGAGCGGGCUGUUCGGCCGCCAGAUGCACCCCUCGACCUCUCUGUGAAGCGGGUGUCCACCAAGGGGCCCAAGGGGCCUGUGGGGCCCUGGGGGCAGCUAGAGCUGGGCCCCACACUCGCCCAGGGGACCCCCGAGCCACCUAGCAUGCUGGGCCCUGCACCCGCUGAGCCUUUCUCCGGCCACACCACCAAGUGUGAGGCUGACUCCAGUGUCCCCCCUCCGGGCCUCCCCCUUCCGGCCCCAGAGGACCCUGUCACCCCUGGCAGCAGCUGGGGUGCCCGUGGCGGGCCUGCAGGCUCCUGGCCCCCUGAGGCUGUCCCUGGUGCCGAGGUCUCACCACAGCCUCGGUGCUAG